This is a messenger RNA of Dermatophagoides farinae (American house dust mite), 12565 nucleotides long. NCBI's taxonomy places the organism in Eukaryota, Metazoa, Arthropoda, Arachnida, Sarcoptiformes, Pyroglyphidae. The record is from RefSeq and is a predicted model, not a curated record.
AUAAUCAACAAUCAUCAAUCAAUUCAUCAUCACCAUUUAAUCAUCAACGACAAUUAUCACCAUCAAUACGUUUAUUACAAUCGGAACAGAAUCUUAUAUCCGGGACCGCAGCAUCUCAACAUGAUAAUGAUGAUAAUGUUUCAACAAAAACAUUACGUUCAAAAUCAUUUUCAAUAUUUUAUUGUAGUCUAGGUAAUCAUCGUUCAAUGGAUCAGAAUCUAAAUUCAUCCGAACUAUCUGAAUGGUUACGUUUUCAACCGAUUUCAAUAUUACAAUUAGAUCCACCUGAUCGUUUUGUUCUAUUCAUUGCUGAUGAAAGAGAUGCAAUCCAAAAGAAAACAUUUACAAAAUGGGUGAAUAAACAUUUAAUUAAAGUAACGAAAGGUGUCGUCGAUUUAUUUGAAGAUAUUCGUGAUGGGAAUAAUCUCAUUUCAUUGUUGGAAGUAUUAUCGGGUGAAACAUUACCUAGAGAAAAAGGAAAACUACGUGUACAUCAUCUACAGAAUGUUCGAACAUGUCUGCAAUUUCUUAAAAAUCGAAAUAUAAAACUUGUAAAUAUUCGUGCCGAUGAUAUUGUCGAUGGUAAUCCUAAAUUAACAUUGGGCCUAAUUUGGACAAUCAUUCUUCAUUUCCAACUAUCGGAUAUAAUACUUUAUGAUGAUACGAUAUCAUUCAAAGAAGCAUUGCUAAAAUGGGCUAGAAAAACAACACAAGGUUAUCCAGGUGUUAAUGUAACCGAUUUUACUCAUAGCUGGAAAGAUGGAUUAGCUUUCAAUGCCAUUCUACAUCGAAACCGUCCGGAUCUACUUGAUUAUCGUUCAUGUCGUUCGAGAACGGCAAUCGAAAAUCUAGAAAAUGCCUUCACCAUUGCCGAAAACGAUCUGGGUGUAACAAAAUUAUUGGAUCCAGAAGAUGUUUACUGUCCGAAUCCUGAUGAAAAAUCAUUGAUAACAUAUAUUUCAUCUUUGUAUGAAUUAUUUCCUGAACCACCAGAAAAUAAUCCAUUAUUGGAUAAAGAACGUAUUAAACGUAUUGAAGAAUAUAAAACGGCUGCUAAACGUCUGGUCAAAUGGAUCGAUGAAAGUUGUCAUCGUCUUAGUGAUCGUAAUUUCAGUCCAUCAUUGGAAGAGAUGAAACGAAUACAGGAAGAAACGUAUCGUUUCCGUUCGGAAGAAAUUCCACCACGAUUCAAGGAUAAACAACAUCUUUGUGAAUCAUAUAAACAAAUUCUUGAAAUGGCUUUAGCAUUACCCGUACGAAUUGAUGAGGAAAUUAAACCGGACAGUAUUGAACAACGAUGGAAAGAAAUGCUGUUAGCCUAUCAAGAACGUGAUCGUGACAUCAAAGAUUAUAUGUCAAGAUUAGAAGAUCUGGAACACUUGGCUAAUAAAUUACGAAAAAACAUUCGUGAAUGUGACAAAAAACUCACCGAUAUUGAAUAUGCAAUUGUCGAUCUACAGAAACGUAUUCAACAUUCCACCACCACCGAACCAACUGAACAGGCGAUCGAACAAAUACAAAAAGAGCUUAAAUUCGAAGAAAAACGUUUGAAUAUGAUGAUCAAUGAUGCAAACUAUUUGAUUGAUCAACAUUAUCCGGAAGCUAGAGAUCUUUAUGAACAAGUUAAAUUAUUACAUGAACGAUAUCAAGCAUUGAAUUUGGAAUUUAAUGAACGAAUAUUUGGUGCACUACAAGAUAAAUCCAUACAGAAAAUUCAUCAGGUAUUUGCCGAUUAUGUUUCGGCAUUAUUGGAAAAAUUACGUGAACAGGAACGAAAAAUUGUUAAAAAGCUACAGGAACCAAUACCAAGACGUGUUCAGGAUAUUGAUCGCUUGGCUGUUGAACAUAAAGAAUUUGAAAUUGAAACCAGGCAAUUUGAACCGGAUGUGGAAAAAGUGAAACGUGAAUAUUCGAAAUUACCCACACGAAAUGCUGGUUCACAAUCAAAAUUUGAAACAUUAAUGGAAUUAUGGCAAAAUAUUUGGAAGUAUUCGGAUAGUUAUGUACAACAGAUGGAUGCUAUACGAAUCAUUCUGUUGGAUAUUAAUGAUGCAACUAAUAUGAUUUGUGAAUUGGAAAUUGCACUAUCAAGUUCACCAGAUAUGUCUUCUGAAAUUGACAAGGCACGAGCGGUAUUUGAUGAUCUUCGACGAAUUCAUUCCAAAGUUAUAAAACACGAAAGUAGUUUUGAAAAAUUAUUAUCAAAUGUUUCAAAGAUUCGUAAUAUUGUCGAACGGAAUCGACCACAUCGUACAGCAUCACAUCCCGAUAUUGAUCAACUUGAACGUGAUGUUAAAAUAUUGAAUCGAAGAUGGAAAGAUAUUGCUACACAAGCAAUGGAAAGAAUCAAAUCAUUGGAAACCUGUACAGAAUUAUUGAAUGCUUAUCGUACCAAAAUGUGUAAAGAGAUUGAAUGGAUGAAACGAAUGAAUCAGAAUGUCGAUGAUUUUGUACGUCGUAAAGAGUUGAAAAAUGCCAAGCAACUUUAUGAAGAAGCAUCAUCGCACAAGAUAUCGAUUGAAGAAACCAAUCAUUUAGGUGCUCGAUUUAUGAAAGAGGCAAAAAUCUAUGAUUUGAAAUUGAAAAAUUAUCGUGAAAAAAUUGAAGAGUAUCAUCCAAGCGUUGAUGCUGCAGCUAAACGAUCAAAAAUUAUUGGCGGAAUCGAUUGUGUUGAACAGGAAUUGAAACAACUCAAUGAUGAUUAUGCCUCGCUUUUGAAUCGUAUACUUGGCCUUUUGAAUCAACUUCAAGAUGAUGAUUCAAAGCUACGAGAAUUUCCAACAACUGUCACUAUCAAGACUUAUGAACAAUUUCCUGGUAUUAAUUCAAUAAUCAAAAGUCAUAAUUCUACUUUUAUUUUUUCAAAUAAUAAUAAUAAUAACAAUAAUAAUAAUGAUGAUGAUAAUAAUAAUAGUAACCGUAAUUCUAAUAAUGUGAUGAUUGAUGAAGAUGAUACAAUCGAUAGCCAAUGUAGUACUACUACUAUUUCAUUCACUAAUCAAUGUCAUCCAUCACCAACGACAAUAGAAGCAACAUUACAAAAAUAUCAUCAUAAAAUAACAACAGCAACCGUUUCAAAUGUACCAUUAAGUGACUUACAUGAAUGUAAAAGUCUAAAUAUUUCUACAUUGAAUUUAACACAAGAUAUACAAUCAAAAGAAACGGAUGAUAAUAUUACUGAAAUAACCGUAAAUCGUAUAUACGAAACAGAUGUUCAAAACAAAACAUUUAUAUUGAAAAAAUCUCAACCAUUACAACAUAACAAUGAAUCUGAAUCAUUUUCAAUUAAUGUGGAUGGUGAUAAACCAAUCGAUGAUAUGAUAAUGAUUGACCGUUAUGAGCCUAUUGCUCGAUUAUCUUGCUCAUCCGAUAUCCAUCAUCAAAUAAGUCGAGCAUUCAUCGAUGAUAUCUCCAGCACACCUAUUCAAUCGAAAGAGACCGAUGUAUAUUUUGAGGAUGAAAAUCCAAUCAUUUUAUCUACAAAUCUAUCUGAAAACAUUCCAUAUGAUGUGAUAAAUACCACUUCUAUGGUGAUGGCAAAACCUUCAUAUUAUUCCGAACCACCUAUCAUUAUUAAUAAAUCAAUGAAAACAAUUUCUGAAAUAGAAUUUUUAUCCACUCAACCAGAUGAACAACAACAACAACAACAAACGAUAGAACCAAACUAUUAUGAACAUUUUCAGCUGCCAACUAACGAACUCGAUGAUGAUAAUAAUUUUUCAAAAAUUAACACUGAUAACAUUGAUAUUAACAAACCAUUUUCAACAUCUUUUCAUUUUGAUUCUGUUCCUGUCGAUUUUUCCACAUCAUUUCCAUUAACAAUUAGUGAAAAUGCUAAUAUAAAUGUUCCACUAGAAUCUAAGGAACAUUAUCCUCUUAUUCAGCAUGAAUUGGCUGAUGAAUUUUUACACUGGCUUAAUCAAAAAGAAAAAAUCAUUAAAAAAUUGGAACCAAUUUGUUCAGAACCACAAAAACUUAUUGCACAAUUACAACAAACACAACAAUUGACCGAAGAAUUUGUUGCGCACAGUCCAAUGUUGAAUAAGAUUGAUAAAUUUGCCGAUUCUCUUAUGGAACGUUUGGAUCGAACCGAUUCACAAUUUAGAUCGAUACAGGAAAAACAACAAUCAAUCCAUGAUAAAUGGAACAAAUUGACCAAUAUUUUAGCUGAACGUGAAAAGAAUUUACUUGCUGUCAAAGAUGCGGCCAAUGAAUUCCAGAACAAGUAUGAUCGAUUAUUGGCUGCUUUGCAUAAAAUUUCUGAUGAUUUUGACAAUAUUGUUGAUUCUGGUGCCGAUGGUGAUGAACAAUUGUUGAAAUUGUCUCAUUUAGAAGAAUCGCUAGAAGCACAACGUCCAAACAUUGCCGAUUGUGACCGUUCAUGUCAAAAACUUUGUGAAUUGCUCACCGAUAAUGGUUCAAAGAAUGAAGUUCGAGGUCGUGUUGAUGGCCUACGAAAAUUUUACGAUGAUUUAAGCCAAAAAAUAAGCGAUAAAAAAGCUGAAUUACAAUUGGCAUUGAAAGAAGAUAAAGAUUUCUUUUUCAAUUGUAAUGCCAUUCAAGAUUGGCUUCGUAACAUGCAGAAUAGAUUAUUGAAAGAAUUUAAAGUUUCGGCCAUACAUGAAAAACUUCUCAAACAAGUGGAUCAAUUUGAACCACUUUAUCGUGAAGUUUUGGAUAAGGAACAUGAAAUUCAUAUUUUGAUUCAAAAAGGUGACGAAUUACAGCGAGGUAUUAGCCGACCAAGUGAUCAGAAUCAAAUACGAACAAAAAUGGAUCAAUUAAAACGUCAAUAUAAUCAAUUGAAAGAUGAAGCUACCGUACAACAUACAAAAUUACAGAAAUGUUUAGACAUUAGUACAAAAUAUCGAAAUGCUUUCAAUGCUUUCAUGCCAUGGUUGACACAGGCCGAAAAUCGCCUAAAACAAUUUGAAGGACUUGUGCUGACCAAACAACACAUGGAAAAAAUGUUGCGUGAAAUUCAGGCCUUGAAAAGUGACAUUUCCCGACAUAGUUCAGAUUUUGAAACAAUUUGUUCGUUAGGUGAAAGUCUCAUCUCAACGGCUGAUAUUGAUACUGAAGUAAUUCGUGAACAAUUAAAUGAAUUGAAAAAACGAUGGAAUAAUCUUCAACGAGAAGUUGAAAAUAAACUUAAAGAAGUGGAACAAUUGUUACAAAAAUUGAACAUUUAUGAUGAUAAAGCAGGGGAUUUGAAUCAUGGCCUCAAUCGUCUGGAUGAUAAGCUUAAUCAAUUAAGUCAUAAAGAUCCAAAACAAUUGGAAAAACUUGAAUCACUAAUGGAUGAUUCAAAAAAAUUGGCCGAUGAUUUGGAUAAGUUGAAAAAAGUUGGUUUCAAAAUUAUCGAUGAAGCUGGACCGGAUGCUGAUUCGGCUCCUAUCCGUGAUGGUUUAAAAAAUUUUGAUGAUCGUUAUAAUACGUUGAACAACAAUUUAGCUGAUCGUCAUCGUAGCCUGCAGAAAGCAUCAGGUGCUAUGCAAAAAUUCAACAAUGAUCUUUCUGCCAUUCAAAAAGAUUUGAAUGCCUUGGAAGAAAAACUGGAUAAAAUGGCUCCAAUUGGUCGCAAAAUUCAAGUGGUUCAGAUGCAAAUUGAAGAAAUGAAAGAAUUCAAUGGCAAAUUAUCUAAAGUAUAUGAUAAUCUUAAAGAAGCUGACCGAACAUGUGAUGAUUUGAUUGCCAAAGGAUUUGCUAGCGAUCCAAUCGGUACUCGUAAUCAAUUGGACAAUUUACAUCGAAAAUAUGAACGAAUCAAAGAACGUGGUGAGAAUCGUUUGAAAAAUCUGGAUGAUGUUCUCGAUCAAUUGAAACAAUUUAACGAUCUUAUUAAUCAAAACAUGAGAAGCAUUAAAGAUUUAUUGAAAGAAAUUGACAAUUUCAAACCGAUUAGUCGUGAUGUUGAAACCAUACGAUCACAGCAAAGAGAACUACAAUCGUUUGUACAGAAUCGUGUCGAACCAUUAAAACAACAAGUUGACGAGGUAAAUCGAUGUGGAAAUGAAUUGAUACAAUCAGCAUCUCAUGGUGUCGAUGUUGGCCAGGUGGAAAAAGAUCUGGAAAAACAAAAUGAAACCUGGAACAAUCUCAAAGCAAAGGUACAAGAACGAGAAAAAAGUCUGGAAGCUGCUUUCCUUCAGGCUGGCCGAUUUGAAGAUGCAUUGCGAAAUGUUGAAAAAUGGCUCAGCGAAACUGAAGAAAUGGUAGCUAAACAGAAACCACCAUCAUCGGAUUAUGUUGCACUCAAAGCACAGAUUCAAGAACAAAAAUAUUUGAAAAAGACAUUGACCGAUCGUCAAGAAAGUAUUGAUAAUCUACAAGAAUUGGGUCGUGCUUUGAUGAAUAAUUUGGAUCGAGCUGAACGAAAUCAGAUUGAAAAACAAUUGGCCGACGUUAAUCGACGUUUCAAUCGAUUAUUUGAUAGUUGUAAUGAACGAAUGAAAAUGCUUGAUGAUAUACUUCCAUUGGCGAAAGAAUUUUCCGAAAAAAUUGUUCCACUUCAGGAAUGGCUUGAAUCAAGCGUAAGAAAACUUACCACACUGCAGGCUUUCUCAAUCGAACCGAAUAAAUUAAAUCGACGAAUCAGUGAACAUCAAAGUUUCCACCAGGAAGUAGUAGGUAAACAAAAAGAUUUCAAAAAUCUAUCAAACAUUGCCCAACGGUUGAUUCAUCUAAUUCGAUCGGAUGAUGAAGGAAAAUUAAUUGCUGAUAAACUAUCCGAAGUGAUUGAAAAAUAUGCUAAAUUGGUUGAAGAUAGUGAUGAAUUACAGAAAACAUUACAUGAUGCAUCCAAACAAAUCGUAACAUUCUUGGCUAAUUUUGAUAAACAUUCAAAGUGGAUAAAUGAAAUGGAAUCAAAACUACAAAAACAUAAAAUUCUUAACGUUCAUCUGGAUAAACUUAGAGAUCAAUUGGAUGACGUAGAGAAUAUUCAUCGUAAUGUCGAUUCGUAUCAACGUGAAAUCGCUGAAUUUGUCACUCAUGGUCAACAAUUGGCCAAACAAUAUUCAACGAAUGAUUCAAUGUUUAUACGGCAAAAAGUUGAAUCCAUUCAGAAUAAAUUCAAUGACCUUACACAAAUGGCCAGUGAUAAAUUGGAACAAAUUCGAGCUUCAUUGAAUUUGGCUCAAAAAUUCUAUGCUGCCUUCGAUGAAUUGAAUGAAUGGAUGAAAAUGGCUGAAAAUAAACUGAAUCAAAUUGAUUCAUAUCCUAUUUCACAACAAAAUGAAAUUAUCGAUAGUCUAGAAUCGGAUGUUACAUCGAAACGAAGAUUAUUGGAUACGAUUAACAAUUUGGGAAAUGAAUUUGCCCGCACAAGCCCAGGACAAGGUGCAUCGACAAUCAAUGGCUAUGUUUCCAAAUGUAAUAAACGAUUUGAUGCCAUUAUUGAACAACUUCAACGAAAAAGUGAAAAAUUACGCUUAAUGCGUGAACAAAAUGAAUCGCUAAACAUCGAUAUCGAUGAAUUAUUCGAUUGGUUUAGAGAUGCUGAACGACAAUUAUUGGAAGCCGAACCAAUCACAUCGAAUUAUGAUCAGCUUUUGAUUUUAUUGCGUGAAGUAAAAUCCCUAAACGAUGAUAUUAAUCAACAAAAAUUACGUGUACGUGAAAUUGUGAAUAAAGUGAAAAAAUUAAUGCGUGAUUCGACGACGGCCAACGAUGAAUUGAUCAACAUUAAUAAUAAAACUGAUGAACUUAAAGAAUUGGCUAAUAAUGUUGCACAAUUAUGUCAGGAUCGUCUUAAUUCGAUCGAACAUGCCUUGCCAUUAGUUGAACAUUUCUUUGAUACCCAUAAUGAAAUUGUACAAUUUUUGGAUGAAAUCGAAAAUGAAGUUCAAAUUCUGUCACAACCAUCGAUUUAUGUGGAACAGAUUCGUAAACAACAGGAAACGACAAAACGUUUGAUACAAAGUCUGAAAUCGAAUAAACCAUUAUUCGAACGAUUGAAUAAAACUGGUGAUGAACUGAUUGGUUUGUUGCAGAAAAAAUCCGAUAUACAUCAAAUUAAACAGAUUAUGGAUGAUGAUAAUGAGCGAUAUAAUCGGCUUAAAAAUGCUUUACGUCAACGACAAAAUGAUCUGGAGAAUGCUUUACAAGCAACAUCAUUAUUUACGGAUAAAUUGGAUGGCAUGUUGAAUGCAUUAAAUAAUACUGCCGAUCAAUUGAAAAAUGCCGAACCAAUUUCGGCACAUGUUCCAAAAAUUAAAGAACAAAUCGGCGAUAAUAAUGCCAUAUUGGAUGAUCUGAAAAAACGUGAAGAUGCAUUCAAUGCUGUGAAGAAUAAUGCGAAAGAAAUAAUAAGUAAAGCUGGCCGUUCGGAUGAGCCUGCCAUUCGCGAUAUUAAAAAUAAAUUGGAUCGAUUGAAUGACCUUUGGAAUGAUAUUAAUCGAAUGGCCAAUGAACGCGGUGAUUGUCUGGAUGAUGCACUUAAAUUGGCCAAACAAUUCUGGAAUGAAUUAAAUGAUGUUAUACGUGCAAUCAAAGAUCUUGAAGAUGCACUUGAAUCACAGGAACCGCCGGCCAUUGAACCAGAUAAAAUUCAACGACAACAGCAUAUUCUAUCGGAAAUUAAACAUGAUAUGGAUCGUACACGACCACGAUUGGAACAAUGUAAACAAGUGGGUAAAAAUCUGAUCAAAGUGUGUGGUGAACCAGAUCGUCCAGAAGUACGAAAACAAAUGGAAGAUCUUGAUAGUGCAUGGGAUAAUGUAACCAGUUUGUAUGCAAAACGCGAGAAAAAUCUUAUCGAUGCCAUGGAAAAAGCAAUGGAAUUUCAUGAAAAGAUGCGAAAUCUUCUGAAAUUUCUGGAUGAUGCAGAAAAUAAAUUCGACAAACUUGGUCCGAUCGCAGCCGAUAUUGAUGAGGUGAAAAAACAAAUACAGGAAUUGAAAAAUUUCAAAAAUUGGGUCGAUCCACAUAUGGUCGAUGUUGAAGCAUUAAAUCGUAUGGCACAUGAACUAUUGGAUCGAGUACCAAGUCACCAGGCUAAAGGUAUUCGUGAUGCUAUCAAUGAUAUUAAUAAACGAUGGAAAAAUUUAUUGAAAAAUAUUGGUGAUCGAAAAAGUGAUCUGGAUAAUGCCCUACUAAAAUUGGGACAAUUUCAACAUUCCUUAAAUGAAUUACUAGCCUGGAUCGAUAAAAUUGAAAAAAUAUUGGAUGAAGGUGAAAAAAUAUAUGCUGAUCCACAAGUGAUUGAAGUUGAAUUGGCUAAACAUAAAGUGUUACUCAAUGAUAUUAAUGCACAUCAGGCCAAUGUUGAUGCAUUAAAUCAGGUUGGCCGUCAUCUAAUUGAUUCGGAAAUGGGAUCCGAAAAUGCACGAAAUACGAAAGCUAAAUUGAAUCAUUUGAAUUCCCGUUGGAAUACGCUAAUUGAUAAGGCUAAUGGUCAUACAAAUGAAUUAGAAGAAUGUUUGCGAAAAUCACAAUCACUUGCACAGGAAAUUCAAGAUAUGAUGGCCUGGUUGAAUGAAAUGGAUCAAUUGAUUAGUACAUCGAAACCAGUUGGUGGUCUACCGGAAACGGCACGUGAACAAUUGAAUCGUUUUAUGGAAAUCUAUAAUGAAUUGGAUAUGAAUCGUCAUAAAGUGGAAACCUUAUUGCAAAAUGGUCAUGAUUAUGUAUCAAAAGCUAAAGAAGGACAAGCCGUUCAUCUACAACAGAAUCUAAAAAAUCUACAAAACAAAUGGGAAAAUAUUUUAAAUCGUGCUAAUGACCGUAAAAUUAAAUUAGAAAUCGCGCUGAAAGAAGCAACCGAAUUUCAUGAAGCAUUACAAGAAUUUGUUGAUUGGUUAACAUCGGCCGAAAAAUAUCUUGCUUCAUUACAGCCGGUUAGCCGUGUAUUAGAACAUGUUCUUAAACAGAUUGAAGAACAUAAACAAUUCCAAAAAGAUAUUGGUCUACAUCGUGAAACAAUGUUGAAUCUGGAUAAAAAAGGAACACAUUUGAAAUACUUUAGCCAAAAACAAGAUGUCAUCCUCAUUAAGAAUCUUCUUUCAAGUGUACAAUUACGUUGGGAAAAAGUAUUGACUAAAACGGCUGAACGAGCAAGAAAUCUUGAUCAUGGUUUCAAAGAGGCAAAAGAAUUUCAUGAUUCAUGGUCCGAUCUUAUUACAUGGCUUGAUGAUGCUGAACGAACAUUGGAUAGUAUUGAACCAAUGGGUAAUAAUCCUGAUUUAAUUAAACAAACUCUUUAUCGUCAUAAAGAAUUUCAACGACAAUUGGGUGGUAAACAAUCGAAUUAUGAUUCAACAAUGCGUUUUGGUAAAAGCCUAAAGGAUAAAGCACCAAAAGAUGAUGGACCCAUAUUACAGGAAAUGUUAGAUGAAUUGAAAAAUAAAUGGAAUGCUGUAUGUCAGAAAUCGGUGGAUAAACAACGUAAACUUGAAGAAGCUCUACUGUUUUCUGGACAAUUCAAGGAUGCCAUACAGGCAUUGAUUGAAUGGUUGGAAAAAGCGAAACAAAUAUUGGCAUUUGAUCAACCGGUACAUGGUGAUCUAGAUACGGUCAAUACAUUGAUCGAUGAUCAUCGAAACUUUAUCGAUGAUUUUAAAUCACGUGAAAAGAAUAUGCAAUUUGUUCGCAAAACAGCGGCUGAUCUGAUGAAAUCGGCUAAUGCAGAUGAUGCACGACAAAUCGGUAGACAAAUGGAAACAUUGGAAGAGAAAUGGGCUGAAAUUGAAAAAAUGAUGCAACAAAAACAACUUCGUUUAGAUGAUGCAUUGAAAUUGGCAAAUCAAUUACAUAAAGCUGUACAUACAUUGCUUGGAUGGCUUUCGGAUGCUGAACUUAAAUUACGUUUCGCUGGCCCGUUACCCGAUAAUGAAGAUGUCGUACAACAACAAAUACGUGAACAUGAAAAUUUUAUUCGUGAAAUGCAACAAAAAGAACGUGAAAAGAAUUCAACAUUGGAUUUGGCCAACGAUAUUCUACGACUUUCACAUCCAAACGCAUUACCAGUUAUUAAACAUUGGAUAACAAUCAUUCAAUCACGUUGGGAUGAAGUGGAAUCAUGGGGCAGACAACGUGAAAAACGUCUUAAUGAUCAAUUAAAAUCGAUGAAAGAUGCAUCCGAAUUAUUAAAUAAUUUGGAUCAAUGGUUAGCGACAACAGAAUCAAAUCUGAAUGAACUUGAAUCACAACCAUUACCGGAUGAAAUAAUUGAAUUGGAAAAAUUAAAUGAUGAUCAUCAACGAUUAAUCGAUGAUUUGAAUGACAAAAAAGUGGAUGUUGAAUUUAUUAUCAAAACAUAUUCGUCGAAGAAGCCGUCAUCUGCCUCGAAAGAUCGAUCAACAUCAUCAAAACAUCGUUUAUAUGGUGUGAAAAUGCCGAAAGCACAAUUUGAACCGGAAAUCAAUAAUCCGAAAGCUAAUCAUAUGUUGGAUAAAUGGCAUUCUGUAUGGCGAUUAGUUUCCGAUCGUAUGAAACGAUUAAAAGAUGGCUUAAAUUAUAAUCGUGAAAUGGAAAAAAUGAAAAAUUUUGAUUUCGAAGAAUGGCGAAAACGUUUUUUAUUCUUUAAUGAUCACCGUAAAGCAAAAUUAAUGGAUUUUUUCAAACGAAUCGAUCGUGAUAAUGAUGGCCGUGUUAGUAAAUCUGAAUUUAUCAAUGGAGUAUUGAAUUCACGUUUUACAACGAAUCGUUUGGAAAUGGAAAAUGUGGCUGAUAUAUUCGACAUUAAUGGUGAUCGUUAUAUUGAUCAGAAAGAAUAUUUGGAUACAUUAAGGCCGGAUAAAGGUGAUGGUGCUGGUCAAUCAUCAAAAACGGAAUCGGAAAUAAUACAGGAUGAAGUUCAACGAUUAGCCGAUCAAUGUACUUGUGUUGAACGUUAUAAAGUAUAUCGAAUUGAUGAAGGAAAAUAUAGGUUUGGCGAUUCGCAAAAACUUCGUCUAGUUCGAAUAUUACGUAGUACCGUUAUGGUACGUGUUGGUGGUGGAUGGGUUUCGUUGAGCGAUUUUCUUCUCAAACAUGAUCCUUGUCGAGCCAAAGGUCGUACUAAUGUAGAAUUGCGAGAACAAUUUGUGCUUGCUGAUAGUGUAAGAGGUCAAUCAAUGACACCAUUUAAAUCAAAAUCACCAUUCCAAUCGGAUGGUUCCAUUACGAUGACUGGCCCGAUUUCGAAGAUCCGAGAAAAAACCGAACGGAGUAUGCCUAUGUCUCAAACUUAUCGUUAUGGAGGAUCUAGUGGUGAUCAUACCAAUAAUGAAGAUCAAGAAGAUCUAUUUCGAUCACGUUCACGUACACGUAUGACUCCUUCGAAUAGUCGGCCAACAAGCCGUUCUGGAUCGUACCAUUCAUCAAGUCAACCACCAAGUCGUGCUGGUAGUGAUAUGUCAACCGGAAGUCUUGAAGGCUAUAAAUUAGGUCCAAGAAAAAAGAGUGGACUUAAUGGUUCGACUAUUGGUCGACCAACAACAUCAUCAUUUAAUCGUGCAUCUUCAUUUACUAAACAAUCAUCACCUUCUCCGAUUGGUCCACGAUGGAAUAUAUAAUGAUUUGAAAGACAAAUUAUAAAUAAUAAUGACCGAUGAUAACGACGACGACGAUGACGACGACCAUU